Arachis ipaensis is the source of this 807-nucleotide messenger RNA. RefSeq names its product pentatricopeptide repeat-containing protein At4g04790, mitochondrial-like. NCBI's taxonomy places the organism in Eukaryota, Viridiplantae, Streptophyta, Magnoliopsida, Fabales, Fabaceae. The record is from RefSeq and is a predicted model, not a curated record.
AUGACAACUUUGAUUUUGAUGAAGAUGAUAUUUCAGGCUUCAUUGCUGAUUAUGCUGUGUGAGGAACUUCUCAUGAAUGCUUCUGGUAAUGUCCUCGAUGCUGUCAUUUUGGAUCCGACCAUACCAGCAAAAAGCUUAAAUGAAAUCAAGAGCUUCCUUGUCUCAACUCUUGCCUCACAUGGGCAGUUGUCCAAGGCACUUUUAGUAUAUGAGGAGAUUAAUAAAGCUGGAUACAAUUUGGAACCGAAAGUUGUUAUAAGUCUUAUCGUAAGAGUCACCAAAUUGAAAGGAGAGUUGGAAGGGAUGCUUAUGCUACUUACAGAAUUGAGUGAUCUAGACUAUUGGGUCAAUGGCUGCUUCAGAGUGACCGCAUUUUGCAUCAGUUCUGCUAUUAACUUGUUCAAGAAACUGAAGGAUAAAUUUGAAAGUGAUGAACUAGUAUUGGAAGUUGUCUUUGAUGAAGUGAGUUCCAUCUUGACAACAUCCGAGUCCUCAAAUUUGCAGAUUGGUUUAGACUUGCUUUGGGCAGUCAAGAACAAGCUCCUUCUAAGUGCCUACACCAAUGCUGGAGAUUUGAGUAAUGCUCGUUUGAUUUGGAGAGAAUAUGAGGUUGCUGGAUUUCAAUACAAUGUGCUAAGUUAUUUGAGGUACGCUAUUAACGACAUGUAUCAAGAACUUUUGGCAUCGGGAGAUUAUAGAUCUGCUAACUUUAUGCUCAGCUCUGCUAUCAUCAAAGCCUGUCAAGAAACAUACUCUGGUCUUUCCUCUGUGGCAAAGAAGAAAAAGAAAGAAAAACGAGAGGCUUGA